Spizellomyces punctatus DAOM BR117 is the source of this 1770-nucleotide messenger RNA. RefSeq lists its product as uncharacterized. NCBI's taxonomy places the organism in Eukaryota, Fungi, Chytridiomycota, Chytridiomycetes, Spizellomycetales, Spizellomycetaceae. The transcript has 7 exons. The coding region runs from base 1 to 1770 and encodes 589 amino acids. The record is from RefSeq and is a predicted model, not a curated record.
AUGAGGAACUAUCUCCCGCCGCAGCCUGUAAUCGAAGAUUUUGUUGAGAAAAACCCGGAUGCCGGCUGGGAAGACUGGGUGGCUCGCAUAGAGGAGCUCUUGGCUGGCUUUCCGGAAACCCGAUUAGCAAGACAACAGAAGCAUUACUUGCAACUUGCCAAUUUGAAAGGAAGCCUGCGUGUCGGCAGUUUUGCAGUUUGCACAUCACGACGAUUGGGGGUCACCCCUGGCUCGGUACUCCUGUUGCAGAUGUGCACGAGUCUGCCAGUGAAGCAAGAGCUAUCCCAGCUAAGCUAUCCCGGUCUUAAACCUUCCCAAUGUCACAAUGGGACCAUGAUGCAGAAGAUCCAUCAGAUAUGGUUGGGAGUGAAAUCCCCUCUCCGAGGGAUUCAACCUCCGCCGAUGAAGCGAGAGCUGUCCCAGCUAGGCUAUCUCGCUUCAGAGGCACAUCAAACGCUCGUGAAAAUCGUCGACAAGCCUGAUAACCAGUGUUCCCUGGAUUCCCAUAAACGCAAAAAAGCAAGACUCUUGCUCGAAGAAGAUACUGCUGGUCCGGAGCCGACCGGGCUGGAAGAAGAAUUUGUUCCGCUCGAAGAGAUCACGGUGCUGCAAGAGGGAUCGGUUCCGCCAGAGGAGAUUGCGGGCCUGCAAGAGGUAUUGAAAGGAGCGAAUCUAAAAUUGGAGCAUGAUGUGAUUGUUGCAAAUAUCAAUUGUUCGCAGUUGAUACGCCAAGUUUUGAGUGAUGUUUUAUUGGACAUGCAGAAACCGGAAGGCGAUCAAAAAUUUAAUCAGUCCGUUCUAAUGACAGUACCCCAUGUAGAUGCUUAUACUGUGUAUAGUACAUUGAAAGGUGGUAUUUUAGUCACCCGGCAUCUUCCGGAGCCAUAUGAGAAAUAUUUGGAUACUAGAAACUGGGCCAAACUCUACCAUAGUAUUGCCCAUGAGACUCUUUGGGAUGCCGUAGCUGCGGUGGCGCCACCGGCUAUAGCAGCGGCCACACACAAGUUCGAAAUUAGGAAGCUUGUCGAGGAAGAGACAGAAGAUUCCCCUGACGAUAUGACAUUCUCCGAACUAGCUAGGGAUGAAGCAAUACCACUCGAAGCCAUAUAUCCUUAUGUCGGCGCCGACGCUCCAGCCUUUGAGCACGAACCGUCAUAUACUGGCAAAUAUGUCACUCCACACUUCAGCCGUCUAUUAUCUCCGAGAUGGAAGCUAUAUAUCGACACUGUAAUGAAUGACAGAAAGCAUCCAGAUAUCACUAUCAAAACUAUGGAUCGCAUUGUCCUUGUUGCGGAACUGAAGUCACCCCAUGCAACCAGUACCCAGCGAAACUUGCAGUUAGCUGAUGGGCUGGAACGUGCAAUGAAAUUAGUGAAGAAAGAUAUGUUAGAAUACGACUGGGGGCAAACUCCUCUGCAGCUGAUUACCGCAAUUGCACCAGACGGCGCAGUCUUCCACAUAUAUAAUGUCCAGAUUUAUGAAGGCUUGUGUUUCUGCGUCGAACUAGGCAAGAUCCCGAUUGUUAAUUCAUUGGAAAAUGUUGGAAAUCUCCCUCGCUGCAUUGCUGGUUUUCGCCGCUUGAAAGAGAUUUUGAAAGCGAGUGGAGAGCGUCUUUGCAGUCAAAGGGCCCGCCAUACCUUUCAAGAUGCGCCCAACUACCCCAUUACUCCUGAUAAACAUGGACUUCUUCGAGACCUACGCCAAGUCUUUCCCGAUGCGCUCACUCCGGAGACGAAGACGAAGGAAAAGCGUCGUCGAAGCCAAGGUUAG